Cladophialophora yegresii CBS 114405 is the source of this 2394-nucleotide messenger RNA. RefSeq lists its product as uncharacterized. The coding region runs from base 1 to 2394 and encodes 797 amino acids. The record is from RefSeq and is a predicted model, not a curated record. The transcript has a single exon. Lineage: Eukaryota; Fungi; Ascomycota; Eurotiomycetes; Chaetothyriales; Herpotrichiellaceae.
AUGCCUAAUCGCUGCUUCGAGAUCCCCUUCUUGUCAUCAUCAGACUCCAGUGAUGGUCCUUAUGACAAUCAAAUCUUCUCAACCUACAUCGACAGGAAGCCAAGCUGGACAGUGGACGACAUUCUAAGCCCUAAGCAGAGCAGCCACUCGCAGACGGCCCUGGCAGACACAAUUCAGACGUGGCUCUUCUUCGGCCUCAUCCACGAAGCCUUCGGGCAUCAUGCACGACAGCGCGACUUUAUUGAUGUCGACCCAAGUGGUCAAGCCUUGGUGACAACGGCCCCCUUAUGGCGGUUGUGUUACGAUACGUUCCUGAGCUCUGCUCAUCCUGAAGCAAGCAGUCGCAGCCACGAGCUCGAGAAGUCGAUUGCCCUGGCUGCAGAGUUCGUGGGUCGGAUACAUUUGGGUUUGCAAGACAUUGACGAGGAAUUAGAGAAAGUUCUCUUCUCCGUCAUGAUCUUGUGCGAUGCUCUGCAACUGUCCAUCAACCCCAGCACAUCGGUUCUUCCUAGCCGCCAAUGGCCUCUAUCAGAUGUCUUGUUGGAGAACCACAUGCGGUUGGUCGGAUGGUGUCCCAGCGACAUGCAGAAAGUGACCAAGAUGCUCGACUUACAUUCUCUCACCCUUGCAAGCAAGAUACCUCCCCGAGAUCCAGGCUCCCAUGACAGAUGCGACAGCGUCCGCUGCUAUGCCAACGACGUUGUUUCCGGCGAAUACCUACGGAAGCACCACAACUGCAACGGGUGCGAGGAGUUCGUGGCCGAUCCUGUCGAGAUCUGCGAUAUCCUUGACGACGGGCAUCUGCCACUGAUUGAUCCCAGCCAGGGGAAUGGUCCAAAGCUCAGGUUGAAAAGCACUGGUGAGGCCCCGAAGUACAUCGCAAUUUCACACGUAUGGUCCGAUGGGCUCGGUAACCCACACCGCAAUGCGAUCUACAGAUGUCAGCUCAGCCGACUUCAGGAUCUGGCCUGUUGUUUGUCACAGCCAGCGUUACCUCUCUGGUUAGACACCAUCUCCUGCCCUCGCGACUAUGAGCACAUACGCGAAAGAGCCAGAAAGGCUUACGGUCAGGCGAUCGCCUUCAUGCGCAGGACAUACCGCGAUGCCGAAACUGUUUUGGUGCUUGACCACUCUCUCCUUGAUGUGGAUAGCAAGAACUUGACCCACCUCGGUAUCCUGCUGCGCUUUGUCACUUGUGGGUGGACACGCCGAUUGUGGACUUACCAGGAAGGCAUACUGGCGAGGAAAUUGCUUGUCCAGUUUGCCGAUCGCGCCGUGGAUAUUGACGAGGUAUACUCCAGAUGGCAAGAUUCCAGCAAGGCAAUUUUCUACCCCAGCAUCCGUGGAGCGUACAAAGAGCUGCGAAUCUUAUUGGAUUCUGGUGAUGACGACUAUACCGAAAAGAUCCUUCACAGGGUGUCUCGUCCGCUGCAGUUCCGCAAGACAUCUGUUGCUUCCGACGAAGCGUUAUGCCUGUCAACGCUGGCGAAUCUGUCUCCUGAACGGGUAAAAAGAGUUUCCGAGAGUGAGAAGAACAAACGUAUGGAGACGUUCUACAGCAAUCUACCUACCAUCAGCAAACAAAUCAUCUUUUGGCAUGGGGAUCGUCUCCAACAGAUAGGCUUUCGGUGGGCACCGGCUUCGUUUCUCAACAACAGCAAUCUCUAUUUCAGAGAUUGGGACCAUGGCCCAUCAGCAGAGUGUAACAAGGCCAUGUUAUCAUGCUCUGGACUGUCUUUUGAUUGUCCUGGAAUACUACUGGGCAAGCUUAGCGGUGGCAUACAAUCAUUCCUCGUGACAACUGGCCCAGACACAUGGUAUCAUGUGAGCUGCCGGCAGUUUGACGGGCAGGAGGGUGUACCGUUUCGCAUAGUGCCAGACCACAAUAUGCCCGAUAUCUCCUUGGCUCUUCUAAACCCUACCUCUUUCCAGGAAGACUUUUCUACUCCGGGAUUUGAGACGCGGGUUUCCCUGAUAGUGGCUAUUGUCGCCGAAGAAGACGGCACAUUGAUUGCCCAGACACUAUGUCCAGCUUUCGUCUUCCGCAAGGUCGGGAUCGGGGCUGAACUGCCAUUGGUUAUGAAGACUUACCAGUUUUUCAGGAAAUGUCUCCAGGAUCCUGACACCCCUGAACGUGAUUGCGAUUCUGACUCAGAGCUCGACGUUGAGAAUGCCUCGCUCCUCGAGGAUGAGAGUCUCGUGGGCCAAUACCAGGCGCGAGGUCGUGCUGCCGUCUUGGAGCACGUCCAGAGACCAGUAUCCGCUCAGGGUGAGAAUCUGCUGUGGGCUGGUACGACCAUGUUGAAUGGACGACUCUCUCUCGUACGCGAAGGUAUGCAUAGCAUUUUCGAAGGCUCGGAAAUCGCAUCGAGACAAAGAUGGUGCCUCGACUGA